Molecule: messenger RNA, 210 nt
Organism: Lathyrus sativus (Indian pea)
Lineage: Eukaryota; Viridiplantae; Streptophyta; Magnoliopsida; Fabales; Fabaceae
Source: the annotation of a GenBank genome assembly
AUGGACGCCAUUGAUUCUGUCUUCGACCCACUCAGAGAAUUCGCUAAGGACAGCGUCAGGCUCGUUAAGCGCUGCCACAAACCUGAUCGCAAAGAAUUCUCGAAGGUUGCUGUGCGAACUGCGAUUGGUUUUGUUGUGAUGGGAUUUGUUGGCUUUUUCGUCAAGCUUAUUUUCAUUCCAAUCAACAACAUCAUCGUCGGAUCUGGAUAG